Messenger RNA from Oncorhynchus gorbuscha (pink salmon), 4507 nucleotides. Its product is annotated as potassium voltage-gated channel subfamily H member 7-like. The transcript has 16 exons. NCBI's taxonomy places the organism in Eukaryota, Metazoa, Chordata, Actinopteri, Salmoniformes, Salmonidae. The record is from RefSeq and is a predicted model, not a curated record. Gene Ontology annotation, molecular function: inward rectifier potassium channel activity. Gene Ontology annotation, biological process: membrane repolarization during action potential; potassium ion transmembrane transport. Gene Ontology annotation, cellular component: membrane. Bases 421 to 4086 code for a protein of 1221 amino acids.
UCCUCCACAGCCUUGAUCGCGAGGUGCACGAGCUGAGCGCAGCCUGAGCGGGGUAACGUCACUGUCGGUGGCACCGCGGGCAUCAGUCCAUUCCCCACCACAGCAGCAGUAGCAGCGAGCGCAACGCUAUAGAGCGGCGGAUCAUUUUGAAAUGUUGGAGAAACUACGCUGUACAACAACCUUUUACUCCAGAGUCAAUGCUGUCGAAGUCCACUUUGAAGGCGUCAAAAUGCGCCCUAGCCGGACCAUAUUUUUGUUGAAGUAAGGAAAAGUCGGAAGAGGGGGAGAUUUCCUAAGGAUGAGUGUAGACAACGGGGAGACAUUCAGGCUUUAGCGGUUGGAGCCACUAGAACUUGAGUCUCAGGAGAAAGGUGCGUUCCUACUUGGACAGCGGAAUCUUUCGCAUUUUUUGGAAUAAUCAUGCCUGUUCGGAGAGGUCAUGUUGCGCCACAAAACACCUUUUUGGGGAUAAUUAUAAAGAAAUUUGAGGGACAAAAUAAGAAAUUCAUUAUAGCCAAUGCCCGGGUUCAGAACUGCGCCAUCAUCUACUGCAACGACGGCUUCUGUGAGAUGACCGGCUUCUCGCGGGCGGAUGUGAUGCAGAGGCCGUGCACCUGCGACUUCCUCCACGGAGAGUUCACCAACAGGCAUGCCAUCGCCCAGGUAGCCCAGGCUCUGACGGGGUCUGAGGAGCGCAAGGUGGAGAUCACCUACCACCGCAAGGAUGGCUCUGACUUCCUAUGUAACACCCACAUCAUCCCAGUGAAGAACGAGGAGGGCAUGGUCAUGAUGUUCAUCCUCAACUUUGACUACAUCCUAGAGGAGGACAGCAGUGACUCUCUGGAGGGACUCAACCACACGUCUCCUGCCAAAGCUGAGCCAAGGAAAGGUAGAUUCUUUUGUUUCCGGCUCCCAGCCUUACACCUCCUGGGCAUCAGUAAGCAGUCCCUCCCUCAGGAGGACCCUGACGCCGUCAUGAUCGACUCGCCCCGCCGCAGUGGAGAGUCGGUGGCCACCCGCGACUUCCGGUCACUGCCCACCCGGGAGAGCUGCAGCCCCUCCUACACCAAUGACACGCGGGCCCUCAUCGGCCCCAGCCACUGCUCCACCCCUGUGUCGGGACCCCUGGACCACUCGUCCCCCAAGGGGCCCGUCUGGGCGAGGCUGGUUCCCCAGGCGGUUCCCCAGGCCCAGCCUCAGACUGUGGGCACUCUGGCCCCCUCCAUCUCAGGCCUGACCCCCACCGCGUCCAGGGAGAGUGUGUGUAGUAUCCGGAGGGCCUCCUCCGCUCAGGACAUGGAGGGUUUUGGCUCCAACUCCAAGAUGGCCUUCAGGGACCGACACGCAAGUGAAGGACCCUUCAACCAGAUCAAAUCCAGUCUUCUGGGCUCCACGUCUGACUCCCACCUCAACAGAUACAGCACCAUCAACAAGAUUCCCCUCAUCACGCUCAACUUCUCAGAGGCCAACAACGACAAGAAGUGCCCCUCCCCUGCUUCCUCCGAGAAAACCAUCAUAGCCCCAAAGGUCAAGGACCGAACACACAACGUCACCGAUAAGGUCACGCAGGUGCUGUCGCUGGGCGCAGAUGUGCUUCCCGAGUACAAGCUCCAGACGCCCCGCAUGGACAAGUUAACCAUCCUCCACUACAGCCCCUUCAAAGCGGUGUGGGACUGGCUCAUCCUGCUGCUGGUCAUCUACACGGCCAUCUUCACGCCCUACUCCGCCGCCUUCCUCCUCAACGACCUAGAGGAGCAGAAGAGGAGGGAGUGCGGCUACUCGUGCUCGCCGCUCAACGUGGUCGACCUCAUGGUGGACAUCAUGUUCAUCGUGGACAUAUUGAUCAACUUCAGGACAACCUAUGUGAAUCUCAACGAGGAGGUGGUCAGCCACCCGGCGAAGAUAGCCAUCCACUAUUUCAAGGGCUGGUUCCUCAUCGACAUGGUGGCUGCCAUCCCCUUUGAUCUGCUCAUCUUCGGCUCGGGAUCGGAUGAAACCACCACUCUGAUUGGCCUGCUGAAGACCGCCCGGUUGCUCCGACUAGUUCGCGUGGCCCGUAAGCUGGACCGAUAUUCAGAGUACGGCGCCGCUGUCCUUAUGCUCCUCAUGUGCAUCUUUGCCCUCAUUGCCCAUUGGCUGGCCUGCAUCUGGUACGCCAUCGGCAAUGUGGAGAAGCCCUAUCUGGAGCACAAGAUUGGCUGGCUGGAUAACCUGGGCGUGUCCAUUGGAAAGAGGUACAACUACAGUGACCCCAGCUCUGGUCCGUCCAUCAAGGACAAAUAUGUCACGGCCCUCUAUUUUACCUUCAGUAGUCUGACCAGCGUGGGCUUUGGCAACGUCUCCCCCAACACCAACUCCGAGAAGAUCUUCUCCAUCUGUGUCAUGCUGAUUGGCUCCCUGAUGUACGCCAGUAUCUUUGGUAAUGUGUCGGCCAUCAUCCAGCGGUUGUACUCUGGUACGGCGCGGUACCACCUGCAGAUGCUCCGGGUCAAAGAAUUCAUCCGCUUCCACCAGAUCCCCAACCCACUGAGGCAACGCCUGGAGGAGUACUUCCAACACGCCUGGAACUACACCAACGGCAUCGACAUGAAUAUGGUCCUAAAGGGUUUCCCAGAGUGUCUCCAGGCUGAUAUCUGCCUCCACCUCAACGCGAGUCUGCUCCAGGGCUGCAAGGCAUUCCAAGGGGCUACUAAGGGCUGCCUGAGGGCCCUGGCCAUGAGGUUCAAGACCACGCACUCCCCACCGGGCGACACACUGGUCCACUGUGGAGACGUGCUUACUGCCCUCUACUUCUUGUCACGAGGGUCCAUCGAAAUCCUCAAGGAUGACAUCGUGGUGGCCAUUUUGGGGAAGAAUGACAUCUUUGGGGAGAUGAUCCACCUGUACGCCAAGCCGGGGAAGGCCAACGCAGAUGUGCGGGCGCUUAGCUACUGUGACCUGCACACCAUCCACAGGGAGGAGAUCCUGGAGGUGCUUGACAUGUACCCUGAGUUCGCCGACUACUUCCUCAGCAAUCUGGAGCUGACCUUUAACCUCCGAGACGAGCGCGGCAAGCCUCAGAAUGCAGAGUCAGUCUACCUCUACCCCAGUGAUUCUGAUGGGGAUGACAUCAAAUGCAGAAGAAGGCUCACUAACAAGAGGAAAUCUUCCGCAGGGACCCAGAUCAAAGAGACGUCGGUGUUCUGCGAUGGUGGUGAGCGGGAGAGGCAGCUCUACCCCUCCUCCCAGGCUGUAGCCACCGUGGUGGAGGACAGGAGAGACUCAGCUGAGAGGGAAGAGGAAGAAGAGGGGGAGGGAGGGGAGAGGGAGGAGCAGAGGCCUCUGUGCCCGGGGGGGCAGGGUUACCCCUUGGUGAGGGACCACACCUUGGGAUUUGGGCUGGGGGACGUUGUUCCGGACGCGUCGGGGGGAGGAGACAAUGUGGAGAGGAGCCAGUCUUAUAAAGACCUGCGUGGGGAGGAGUGGGGGUGCGUGCGGCCCAGAGAGGUCCUGGAGGAGUCGGCCCAGGACUCCCGAAGUGGGGUCGUAGAGGAGGACAGUGAGCCGGACAUCACCUACGGAGAGGUGGAGCAACGUCUGGACCUGCUGCAAGAGCACCUAAACAGGUUGGAGGCCCAGAUGACGUCAGACAUCAAGGCCAUCCUCCAGCUGCUGCAGAGGCAGACCACCGUGGUUCCCCCGGCCUACAGCAUCGUCACCUCCAGCCCAAAGUACCAGAGGCCUGCCAUCAGGGUGCAGCCUGUUUCUGCCAUCAGGAUCACAGAACCUCAACACAGCCUCAACCCUGCUUCACCACUGGCCCAGAAUCCUGACAUGGAGAAGCACCUGAACAAAUCCAAAGAUAUCAUGUCAGGCCAGGGUCCCACGGAAAUGGCCCCGGAAGACGACCUCGGGACAGGACUGCUAGAGAAGGACACAGAGCCCAGACACAUACAAACCAAAAUUGACUCUCCGGAGAAACAACAACAACCUAGAGCCCUCUUCCCCUCCGCCAGACAAGCCUCGCUCCCCGACGCAUCACCUGAAAAUUCCGAAACGCCAGGACUCCACAGGCCGGUAUCCGACCCUGGGUUUCUGGGAAGGUAGGCCAUUUCGCCUACCUGCGCCCCUCUUUCUCACCACGGAAAACUAGGGCUUCUCUCAAAGAUUGACUCAGGGUCUUAGGAGACUGUAUAUGCAAGGAAUACUGUCGACUUCCUUCCAUUCCAUUUCCAAUAUUUUCUGCCGAUCUCUGAUUUAGAUGUAUUAUAAAGUACAUUUAUACAUAGGUAUUUAUACUGUAUAUUACUAAUAUCUGUAAUGAUCUACCGUGCACAUAUUUCAGAUGUCAUACUGCCAGCAACACAAAGGCACCUAACAUGUUUGCUCUUCCAAGAGAGAAAAGUGCAUGUUUUGGAAGCGUUUUCUGUUGCAUGUUCACAACACCAUCUCAUGCAUUGCACAGUCAUGGUGUGAGGUCGGCAUGCUUUCAGAGUGAUGAGUAUCCGUUAUAUAAUUAUUCCCAAUC